ACACCAGCAGCAGCAACACUAGCAGUAUGCCAAUGGCUUGGUUUGGCGUAACGCCUUCGAAACUUGAGCUUCCAUCACUUGUGCUUUCUCUGCUGCUUGUAUUGCAAUUGUUAUGUUUUAUCCAUCCAGCACUCUCAGAAGUUAUAUUCGAAGAGCGAUUCGAAGAUGGUUGGAAGAGCAGGUGGGUGGUAUCAGACUGGAAACGAAGCGAGGGAAAAGCAGGCACAUUCAAACAUACAGCAGGAAGAUGGGCUGCUGAUCCUGAUGACAAAGGUAUUCAGACUUCAAUUGAUGCAAAGCAUUCUGCCGUAUCUGCAAAGAUACCAGAAUUCACCAACAAGAACAGAACAUUGGUCCUUCAGUAUUCCAUCAAAUUCGAACAGGACAUCGAAUGUGGUGGUGGUUAUAUAAAGCUUCUAUCUGGAUUUGUCAAUCAGAAGAAAUUUGGUGGAGAUACUCCUUACAGUUUGAUGUUUGGACCAGACAUAUGUGGCUCAGAUACAAAAAAGCUUCAUCUUAUCUUAUCAUACCAAGGCCAAAACUAUCCUGUAAAGAAGGACCUGCAAUGCGAAACAGACAAGUUAACACAUUUCUAUACAUUCAUACUUCGGCCAGAUGCUACUUACAGCCUCCUCGUUGACAAUCGAGAGAGAGACUCAGGAAGUCUUUACACGGAUUGGGAUAUCCUUCCUCCGCGAAAGAUCAAAGAUGUCAAAGCUAAAAAGCCUGCUGAUUGGGAAGAAAAAGAAUAUAUUCAUGAUCCUAAUCAUGUCAAACCUGAGGGUUAUGAUUCAAUACCACCUGAAAUUCCUGACCCGAAUGCCAAACAGCCCCCUAAUUGGGAUGAGGAUGAGGAUGGCUUAUGGAAACCUCCAAGAAUACCAAACCCGGAAUACAGGGGGCCAUGGAAGAAAAGGAGUAUCAAGAACCCCAACUACAAAGGAAAGUGGAAGACUCCAUGGAUUGACAAUCCAGAGUUUGAAGAUGAUCCUGAUCUUUAUGUACUGAAGCCUAUCAAGUAUGUGGGUAUAGAAGUCUGGCAGGUUAAAGCAGGAUCAGUGUUUGACAACAUUUUAAUAUGUGAUGAUCCGGAGUACGCAAAACAAGUAGUUGAUGAAGUUUUUGCCAAUAGAGAGAUUGAAAAGGAGGCGCUCGAAGAAGCAGAGAAAGUGAGAAAAGCGCAAGAGGAGGAAGAAUCUCAAAGAGCAAGAGAAGAAGGUGAAAGAAGGAGAAGAGAAAGGGGUUAUGAUCGACAUCCACGACAUAAGGAUCGCCACAGAGAGCGUUACAGACGGCAUCAUCGCGGUGGCUAUCUUGAUGAUGAUGAUUAUCAUGAUGAAUUGUAAGGGCUGUACAAGAGUAUUUUGCAUCACACAGUGGCUUUCUGAGCGCAUUUUUGUUCCAUUAUCUGUUCGCCGUCAUAUUUCCUGUCAAAGGCAGAUAUAUUAUUUCCUGUUCACCUAAGCAUUUAUGGGUUUUGAGAUACUCAUUCUUCUGAGAAAUAGAUACCUGAAGCUAUUCAUAAAUGAAAGAUUUCCGUUUUGAACUGCACAUAUAUACUAGGGUUGUAACUCGCGCGCGUUGCUCGCGAAGCAAUGUAGUGUUGCUAGUGAGCGAGGCCGAAAGUGUGACUUUUUUUUUGCUAGUAUGUAUACUUUUUUAAUGGACAUUGGAAUAAACGUAAAUUAAUUAGUAAACGUAGAUGUUGAUAAAUACUCGUGGAACUCAUCAAUAAAUAGAAUUGCGUCGAUAAAUAGAAUUGCGUACAUGAAACAAAAAUGUGUAAUUAUUUAAGGAAUUGGGUUUAUGGCUUUAUUUAGACUAUGUUAUGGGGUGUUAUAUUAUUUAAAUCUCAUAUUGGUUUGUUUAUAACGAUUAUUAAACAAAAAUGUGUAAUUAUUUAAGGAAUUGGGUUUAAGUUAAUAGCACUAUAGAUAAUAGCGAAUUAACAGGUAAGUGAUAAACCAAAAAAUAACAGGUAAGUGAUAAACCAAAAAAAAAAAAAAAAA
This is a messenger RNA of Chenopodium quinoa (quinoa), 2009 nucleotides long. Its product is annotated as calreticulin-3-like. Bases 27 to 1346 code for a protein of 439 amino acids. Gene Ontology annotation, molecular function: calcium ion binding. The transcript is spliced from 14 exons. Lineage: Eukaryota; Viridiplantae; Streptophyta; Magnoliopsida; Caryophyllales; Amaranthaceae. Gene Ontology annotation, biological process: protein folding. Gene Ontology annotation, cellular component: endoplasmic reticulum membrane; endoplasmic reticulum. The record is from RefSeq and is a predicted model, not a curated record.